This is a messenger RNA of Sinocyclocheilus grahami, 637 nucleotides long. Its product is annotated as regulator of telomere elongation helicase 1-like. The record is from RefSeq and is a predicted model, not a curated record. The annotation marks the transcript as partial. The transcript is spliced from 6 exons. Gene Ontology annotation, molecular function: DNA helicase activity; DNA polymerase binding; DNA binding. Gene Ontology annotation, cellular component: nucleus. NCBI's taxonomy places the organism in Eukaryota, Metazoa, Chordata, Actinopteri, Cypriniformes, Cyprinidae. Gene Ontology annotation, biological process: negative regulation of DNA recombination; regulation of double-strand break repair via homologous recombination; telomeric loop disassembly.
UUGCCUAGUAAUGGUAUGACAUGCCCUUGUACUCUUUCAGAAAGUGAAUGGAGUUCUUGAAAGUCCCACUGGCACUGGUAAAACGCUCUGUCUGCUGUGUUCAGCGCUGGGGUGGAGAGAGCACUUCAAAGACACCAUCUCUGCCCGCAAGAUAGCAGAGAGAAUGGGAGGUGCGGAGCUCUUCCCCGACAGACCGAUGUCAUCAUGGGGAACAGCAGCCACCGACGGAGACACUCCAACUUAUUACACAGACAUCCCCAAGAUCAUAUAUGCAUCCAGGACCCAUUCACAGCUAACACAAGUCAUCAGUGAACUGAAGAACACAUCAUACAGGCCAAAGAUGUGUGUUUUGGGAUCAAGAGAACAGCUCUGCAUAAACCAGGAAGUGAUGCGUCAUGAAAGUAACCACGUUAAGGUUCACAUGUGCAGAGCAAAAGUAUCGUCUCGCUCCUGUGUCUUUUACAACAAUGUUGAUGAGAAAAGCACUGACAAAGAAAUCAUGAAUUCUAUUCUGGAUGUGGAAGAUCUUGUAAAAACAGGCAAAAAACAAAGAGUGUGUCCAUACUACCUGUCACGCACACUGAAACAACACGCUGAUGUCAUCUUCAUGCCAUACAACUACCUGCUUGACCCAAAG